Ctenocephalides felis (cat flea) is the source of this 447-nucleotide messenger RNA. RefSeq lists its product as uncharacterized. The transcript is spliced from 3 exons. The record is from RefSeq and is a predicted model, not a curated record. Bases 1 to 447 code for a protein of 148 amino acids. NCBI's taxonomy places the organism in Eukaryota, Metazoa, Arthropoda, Insecta, Siphonaptera, Pulicidae.
AUGCCAAAUGAUUCAAGUCGAAAAGAAAACAUUGACAGAAGUAAAAGGUUUAAAGCUGCGCAAGGCCCUUCUCUCGCUAGUCGAAUUAAUCCACUCGAUUUAGGAUUUAGUUCUCAGGAAGCAAAUAAUUUAACCUUCAUUAGCUCGAGUGGCCAAGCAUACAAUAUUCUCCCUGGCAGUUAUACUUAUGCACAACCAAAGGGUUUCUCACAUAGAAACAAAAUUUUAGUGGAACGUUUUCAAGACACCCUCUGCUCAUCACUUGCAAUGGCAGACUUCCUUGAGGUAUCCAAAUUAUUUAGGGAAGGAAUUUUAUCAGCGCAAUCAUUUUAUGAUCAUUGCAUUAAAGCUCUGGGCAAGGAUUUGAUGAAAUCUUUCCAGAGUUGCUUGCUUUACUGCCCGAUAUCUGCAAGCAACAGGAAUUAUACUAUAUUUUAUCCAAAGUGA